Molecule: messenger RNA, 2063 nt
Organism: Frankliniella occidentalis (western flower thrips)
Lineage: Eukaryota; Metazoa; Arthropoda; Insecta; Thysanoptera; Thripidae
Gene: Rh50
Product: ammonium transporter Rh type B
Exons: 9
Coding region: 72-1958 (628 amino acids)
Biological process (GO): ammonium homeostasis; ammonium transmembrane transport
Cellular component (GO): plasma membrane
Molecular function (GO): ammonium channel activity
Source: RefSeq, a predicted model, not a curated record
UAGUGACGCGAACGACACCGGGUCGAGCGACCCGCGUCCGCCGCGCAGAGACAGCCACCGCGCACGGCCGCAUGAAACAGACGACGGCUGCAGCCUGCGGCCGCGGGCGACAGGGCCCGGCCGCGCCCGCCGUCGCCGCAUCGCCCACGGCGACAGCGCCCACGCCGAGGCAGCGAUCGACGGCGUCAGUCAGCUUGUCCCAGGUGUCCACGGCCUCCCUGAGCGGCCACCCCGGGCCGCCGCUGCCGCCGCUGGCCAUGUGCCGCCACCAGGGCACCUGGGCGGGCGCGCGCUCCGUGAGCGGCAGCAGCGUGGUGCGCGGCGUGGGCGACGGCAGCGCGCGGAGCAGCCUGGCGGGCAGCACCAGAGGCAGCACGGGCUCCACGCGGCGCCGGCACGCCGCCCGCAGGCCGCGGCGCCGGCCCCCGCAGCCCACCCGCGGCGUGGGCUACACGGGGAGGCACGCGCCACAGGACGUGGUGCUCGGCGCCAGCCUACUCUACUGCCAGUGCGCCCUGAUGUGCCUCUACAUGGGGAUGGUGCGCUACGACUAUGAGAGGGACGAAGUCCUCAAGACGGACCAGCAAUUGUUAAACAAGAUGUUCCAGGAUGUGCACGUCAUGAUCUUCGUGGGCUUCGGCUUCCUCAUGAUGUUCCUGCGCAAAUACGGCUACAGCUCGGUGGGCUUCACGCUCAUGCUCGGCGCCCUGAUGGUCCAGUGGGCGGCGCUCUGCCAGGGAUUCUUCAAGCUCCAGUCGGACGGCAAGAUAUACCUGUCCAUGAUCAGCCUGUUCAACGCGGACGUCGCGACGGCGGCUGUCCUCAUCUCGUUCGGCGCCGUCCUAGGCAAGACGACCCCGCUCCAGCUGGUGGCGAUGGGCACCGUGGAGAUGGUCUUCUUCGCGGCCAACGAGUACCUGUGCCACACGCUGAACAUCGUGGACCUGGGCGGUUCCAUCAUCGUGCACGUGUUUGGGGCCUACUUUGGCUUGGCAGUGAGCCGUGCCCUAGGUCGGCCCGCCGAGAACUCCAAGGAGAGCUCCACCUACACGUCGGACAUGUUCGCCAUGAUCGGCACGGUCUUCUUGUGGCUGUUCUGGCCGUCGUUCAACGGUGGCCUGGCCUCGGGGCACGCCCGUCACCGCGCUGUCAUCAACACUUACCUGGCGCUCGCCUCGGGCUGCGUCGUGGCCUACGCCGUGUCCUCGCUGUCGCAGCGCGCCGGCAAGUUCAACAUGGUCCACGUCCAGAACGCCACCCUGGCGGGGGGCGUCGCCAUGGGCACCGCCGCCGACCUCAUGGUGCAGCCCGUCGGCGCCCUCAUCAUCGGCGGCCUCGCCGGCGCGCUCUCCGUCCUGGGCUACGCGUUCCUGCAGCCCGUGAUCCUGAACCGCCUCAAGGUCCACGACACGUGCGGCGUGCACAACCUGCACGGCAUGCCCGGGGUCAUGGCCGCCAUCGUGAGCGCCGUCAUGGCAGGCAUCGCCUCCCAGAACGACUACGGCUGGCAAUUGUACGUGCAGUUCCCAGCGCUCAUACCCCGAGAUGAUCAGCCGGAGGAGCUGGACACCGUGCGUAGCUCUUUGAGUGCGGCGGUCGAGCCGGGCCUGGGCCGCACUCCUCUGCAGCAGGCUGGUUACCAGCUGGCGGCCCUUGCCAUGACCCUGGUCGUCAGCGUGAUAACGGGCACUAUCACAGGAUUUCUCAUCAGGCAAGACAAGUUGCUGCAUCAACUGGGUAAGGAAGGCCUGUUCGAGGAUGCCACGUUCUGGGAGGUCCCCGACGAGGAGAGCGGUGGUAGCGAGGUGUCCCCCUCCGCCGCAGCCAACUUGACCACUAUGACACUGGGGACCGUCAGAAAGCUAUCAGCGUCGUCUGUAGAAGCCGCGAACAACAUCCCCACCCUCAGCGCGGAGGCAGACCGGGAGCCACGAGACGAGACCCACAACAAAUGGUGAAGCAGAGAAAAGGGCGGAAUGUGACCUUCAAUUACAUUAAUGACUGGAAAUUACCAACUGUACAAAGUAGAUUAAUGAGAAUCAUAAAACUUGUUAUUUUACAAA